Daldinia caldariorum is the source of this 1159-nucleotide messenger RNA. Its product is annotated as peroxisomal membrane protein 4. Lineage: Eukaryota; Fungi; Ascomycota; Sordariomycetes; Xylariales; Hypoxylaceae. The transcript has a single exon. Gene Ontology annotation, cellular component: peroxisomal membrane. Bases 327 to 1025 code for a protein of 232 amino acids. The record is from RefSeq and is a predicted model, not a curated record.
GUGCACUUUACCGAGGCCAAAAUCCAAUUCUGGGGUCGUCCCCUUUCUAUUUCUUAACAAACAAACACACACCAUGGCUACCUUUUUCCCGUCUUCCGAUAAUUGAAACGACGUCGUAUAACCCAAUGACCCGAUAACAUCUGCGACUGCGACCGCAUCCUCGAACUCGAACGCUAACGCUCGAAAGUCCCCUGCCAACGCCGCCGUCGCGAUACACAAAGGAGCGACAGCGAACGCGAAACCGGCCGAGUCCAUCUCUCUCUCCUCCCCCUCCUUCUCCCUUCAACUCCUACUCCUAGUUCUAGGGGAACCACUUCUCCGGCAAGAUGGAACCGUCAUCACCAGCCUCGACGCUCGAGGGCCUCAAGGCCGCCGUCGAGCAGGUAGUCCUCAACCCGGCGUACCACGACCUCCUCGCCGUCGUCAAAGGCGCGCGCAACGGCGCCGUGUACGGAGCCAAGGUGCGCUUCCCCCACGCGCUCGUCAUGGUGUUCCUCUUCCGGCCCGGCACCCUCCGGGAGAAGGCGUCGCUCGUCUUCCGCGCGACGCGCACGCACGCGCAGAACCUCGCGCGCUUCGCCGUCAUAUACAAGCUGGUGCGCUUCCUGCUGAAGCGGUACGGGCCGGCGCCGGGGAAGGAAGGGCCGUACGACUCGUUCGUCGCGGGCCUGCUGGGCGGGUACGCCGUCUUCGGCGGCCGCUCGCGGCGCACGGGCAAAGUCCCCAGCGUCAACCAGCAGAUCGUGAUCUACGUGUUCGCGCGCGUCGUCCUGGCCCUCGCGCGCCUCGCCGUCAAGCCCGAGGGCGGGACGGGACUGCCCUUGAUAUCGCGGCAGGGCGUGUCCGAGUCCGUGUCGCGGUACGCCUGGCCCGUUUUCGCCUCCCUCUCCUGGGCUUGCGUCAUGCAUCUGUUCCGCUACCACCCCGACGACUUGCAACCGUCGCUUCGCGGCAGCAUGACGUAUAUCUACCAGCAGUCCGACCACUGGGAUAGCUUAAGGAAUUUCAUUUGGCAUAAUAAAUAGCGGCUUGUUUUCGCUGUUUUUUUUUCUUUUUUUUUUUCUUUAUAAAAGAUGGGAAAUGAUAGACUCCCGUGGGAGAGCAUUGGAGAGGACUCCAACGACUGCCAUACGAUAUCACUAACGGCGUUUAAUGUCGA